Coffea eugenioides is the source of this 1711-nucleotide messenger RNA. RefSeq names its product probable choline kinase 2. Bases 22 to 1251 code for a protein of 409 amino acids. The transcript is spliced from 8 exons. Lineage: Eukaryota; Viridiplantae; Streptophyta; Magnoliopsida; Gentianales; Rubiaceae. The record is from RefSeq and is a predicted model, not a curated record. Gene Ontology annotation, biological process: phosphatidylcholine biosynthetic process; phosphatidylethanolamine biosynthetic process. Gene Ontology annotation, cellular component: cytoplasm. Gene Ontology annotation, molecular function: ethanolamine kinase activity; choline kinase activity.
GCUCCAGUCGCUCUCCCCAGAAUGUCGCAACGUGUCCUUUUCAAACUGCCCAACUCGGCAGCACCAUUGACUCCAAAUUCAAUACUCUUCCAUGACGAAUCUCCACAACGGCCUUUCCAAAAUUUCCUCCCACCAGCCACCUUUCUCCCUCCAUUUCCCACAAACGAACCCACCACCCUGAGAAAAAUCCCAAGAAAAAGCACCUCUCUACCCCCAAUAAUGGGCUCUUUCCAAAACCAAUCCAAUUCGCCUGCAGAGGACAGCAGCAACAACAAUGAUUGCAUUCCUGAAGAGGCCAAGAAGAUCUUGAGAGCAUUGGCUUCAAAAUGGGAGGAUACGAUCAACCCGGAUCAAUUGCAGGUGAUCCCACUUAAGGGGGCUAUGACUAACGAAGUUUUUCAAAUAAAAUGGCCCACUACUCACGAGCGAUCCAGGAAAGUGCUCGUGAGGAUUUAUGGUAAAGGGGUGGAUAUCUUCUUUGAUAGGGAGAAUGAGAUCAAGACGUUUGAGUUUAUGUCUCAGAAGGGUCAGGGGCCUAGAUUGCUUGCCAGGUUCUCCAAUGGCCGUGUUGAAGAGUUCAUUCGUGCCAGGACUCUCUCAGCACCUGAUCUACGUGAUCCAGAAAUAUCUGCUCUUAUAGCCGUCAAAAUGAGGGAAUUUCAUGAACUUGAUAUGCCUGCCCUGAAGACUAUCCUCCUCUGGGAUAGACUGCGCAAUUGGUUGAAUGCUGCCAAGAACAUGUGUUCACUGGAAGAAGCUAAGGCCUUUUCCCUGGAUACCCUACAGGAUGAAAUAUCUGGCAUGCAAGAGAAAAUGACAAGUGACAAUCAACAAAUAGGUUUCUGCCACAAUGACUUACAGUAUGGGAACAUAAUGAUUGAUGAAGAGACCAGAUCCAUUACCAUAAUAGAUUAUGAAUAUGCAAGUUACAAUCCUGUUGCUUUUGAUAUUGCAAAUCACUUCUGUGAAAUGGCUGCUGACUAUCAUACAGAAACCCCUCAUAUUUUGGACUACAGUAAAUAUCCCGAUGUCAAGGAGCGCAAGCGGUUUGUCCAGAUAUAUUUAAGUAAUUCAGGUGAUCAACCUAAUGCCUUUAAGGUGGACCAGCUAGUCCAAGAAGUAGAGAAAUAUACUCUUGCAAGCCAUCUCUUCUGGGGCCUGUGGGGAAUUAUCUCGGUACUGAACACGUUAACAAAAUCGACUUCGAUUAUUUGGAGUAUGCUAGGCAGAGGUUUCAGCAGUACUGGUUAAAGAAGCCAGAUCUAUUGUGCUAGGGCUAUACUUUAACAGGCUAGCAAGCAAAGUAUGAUACUCUCUGCCAACUCUUUAUGUGCAUAUGUGGAAGCUGGACAGUUCAUAAGUCGGUCUUUUGGCAGCCCCUGCCAUUUUGGCUUCUUCCUGUAAGUAGACAAAUACCAUGUCCAGCGUAGCAGUCCACCAGAAACAUGGGAAUCAAUUUUUGAGUAGGAUUUUUUCAUCAUCUAUGGGUGCUAGUCAUUGACAUGAAAUGCUGCUGUGAUAUCUUUUUUGGCUGCUUGUCAAGUUGUUGAAAAUUUAAGUCAGGUGAUUGGAAUUUUCUUGGCUAAGGAAAGGUGCAAGUGGCUGUUAUCCUCUGUAAAGCAAGAGAGAGUUUUUUUGAUUAGUUAGGGUGCAAAAUUAUGAUUGAUUUUUUCAUUAAAUGUAAGACAUUCUUUUCAUGCUUUGAUAUCUU